Messenger RNA from Glycine soja, 704 nucleotides. Its product is annotated as protein farnesyltransferase subunit beta-like. The record is from RefSeq and is a predicted model, not a curated record. The transcript is spliced from 3 exons. NCBI's taxonomy places the organism in Eukaryota, Viridiplantae, Streptophyta, Magnoliopsida, Fabales, Fabaceae. Bases 102 to 338 code for a protein of 78 amino acids.
GAGAUUCGUGAAGCCAUCGAAGGUUACAAAGGAUACACAUACUGAUCAUGUAAGUCCCUUUUGUUUAUCGCUUUGCAUUUAACCCCUUUCUAUUUUUUUUAAUGGAUUUGGUGCCAAUGGUUCUUUUUGUUGGCAAAUGGCUACGAGAUAACCCAUUCUUUCCUUUUCCAUCAUCAAAUACUUUAUUGAGGAUGCAUGAUGAAGGAGAAAUCGUUGUUCGAGCUUGCUACACUGCCAUUUCUGUUGCAAGUGUUUUGAACAUUUUGGAUGAUGAGCUGAUCAAGAAUGUUGGAGACUACAUUUUAAGAGAAUCACUCAGGGACAGAACAAAGUGCUAAUUACUGAUAGAAUGUGGGCUAGGCUUCUAUCUUCAACAAAUCUGCCCAGCUUUACGAUUGCUAAGACUGUCUCUGAAGAAAAAAGGGAAGAAGAAGCAAACGGUAAUGUCCCUGAGUAAGGGCAUUGUUCAAAUAAGCAUUUGGCUUAGAAAGAAGUCAACAACAUUUUUCAUCCUGCUAUAUAUGUACAUGUUUAUUGUAUUCAUUUUAUCUUAUAUCUAUUAGAAGCUUUGUUUGUCCUAGCAAUCUGGCUUUGACCUUUGUCACAAUUUACCUAUAUGACAAAGUUUUUGUGUAGCAGUUUAGGUUGAGUGACUCCAUUAUCAAUAAUCUAAUUGAUCGAAUACAUGUUUUUAGUUCAUUAAA